CAGAGACUGCGGACACAGUACAGGAGAUGACCAAAGACUGCGGACAUAGUACAGGGAUGACCAGAGACUGUGGACAUAGUAGUAGAGAUGACCAGAGACUGCGGACACAAUACAGGAGAUGACCAGAGACUGCGGACAUAGUACAGGAGAUGACCAGAGACUGCGGACACAGUACAGGAGAUGACCAGAGACUGCGGACACAGUACAGGAGAUGAACAGAGACUGCGGACACAGUACAGGAGAUGGUCAGAGACUGCGGACAGUACAGAGAUGACCAGAGACUGCGGACACAGUACAGGAGAUGACCAGAGACAG
Molecule: messenger RNA, 315 nt
Organism: Staurois parvus
Lineage: Eukaryota; Metazoa; Chordata; Amphibia; Anura; Ranidae
Source: the annotation of a GenBank genome assembly